Phasianus colchicus (ring-necked pheasant) is the source of this 2511-nucleotide messenger RNA. RefSeq names its product cilia and flagella associated protein 97 (gene CFAP97). The record is from RefSeq and is a predicted model, not a curated record. NCBI's taxonomy places the organism in Eukaryota, Metazoa, Chordata, Aves, Galliformes, Phasianidae. Gene Ontology annotation, biological process: spermatogenesis.
CAGCCCCCGCCCGGCGAGGGAGGGACAAGACGCUCCGCCUGCUGGCGUGACGCGGCUGUGACGUGCCGAGCCGUUGCCGUGGCCGCUGCGCCGAUCCCAGAACGCGGCUGGGCUGCCGGCCUGGCGGUGGUGCCUCCCCCGUGGAAGGAAGCACUUUGGUAUGGACCGAUUUGAAGAUUCCUCAGAUGGUGAAGUGGAUCACACUUUCUAUGAGAGUGAUUUUGGAGAGGAGGAAAAGAAAACUGAAGAAAAUGGUGAAUAUAUAGAGAAAGGAAGUACAAAGGUAGCUCAUUCUGACCCUGACUUGAUUGCUAGUUCAAAGGAUGCAAACUGUUGUGAGGAGGAAAAUGAAGAGAAGCAGGAAGAUUUGCAGAAGAGUCAGUUCCUAGAAGAUAGCACAGACAAUCCUGGGGACGCUUCAUCUUUUUUACUUCCUCCAGUUCAUGAGAGUGCAGGCACAUCUGGAGCAACAUCUGCAGCAAGCAGGAGAAUGCAGGAAAAUGUUCCUGCUGGAAUCCCUGAAAUAAAUUAUUAUACGGAUGAAGAAGGUAGUAGUGAUGAUGGCAGGAAACAGAAGAUUAGACCAGAAUCAGCUAAGCAGUCCUACAAUGUAGGAGGGGCUAGGAGAACAUACAGUACUACCAGUUCCUCUUCCUCAUCUUCAAGCUCAGAUACAGAUUCUGAUAGCUCUUUAUCAGAUUCAUUGCAUUAUUCCUCCAAGAGAAAUGCUGGUAGUGUGGCUCUUCCAUCUCCAAAAGAAAGAUUUGCAUCAGCAAUAAAAUUACCAGAAGGAAAACCAAAGCUUGGAGACCAUGUGGAGGACUCUGAAGAUGCAGAAUCCAAGUCUGAUUUCAGCAGCAAUGGCUUACAUGAUGGUAUGGAUCUGAAUCAGCAUUUGAAAGCUGCUCUACGGUUGGAGAGUGGAGAACAGCGAAAACUAACUGUAGGUCAUACAUCUGGAAGAACAAGGGAGAAAUUUUCUGCCAAUGAAGAAGUUAAGUAUUGCUCUGAUUUAAAAGCUGCUCUGGAGUUGAGGGGUAAACGACAACAAAAACUGGGCAUCAUUCAUCCAUCUAGAGGAACAAAGAAAAAUUAUUCAUUCACAAAUGAAGAAGUUAGACGAAUUGAUCAGGAAAACCAAAGGCUGCUGCAUGAAUUGGCCCGGCUGUGUGCGACACCAGGAAGCAGAACAAACAUGCUAAAGAAGUCGGCUUCUCCAUCUCUUCAAGCGUACCACAGUGCCAUCAACAGGCAAAAAGAGCAGCAGAGGAUUGAAAAAGAAAACCUGGCUUUACUGAAGAGACUGACAGCAGUGAAGCCAACACCUGGAAUGAAGCGUUCCGAACAACUGUGGGACUAUCAGCGCUAUGUGAGCUAUGCAACUCCUUCACCAUCUGCAAGAGAAGAAAGUUCUCUUUCCAGGCAGCGUGGCCUGUCUCGAGUCCCUUCGAGAGCAUACACUGCAUCAAGCACAAUGAGGCAGAAGAAGGAAAAACCCAUGUCAGUUUCACCUACUGGGGCAUCACAGAGACCUACGUCCACUAAUGUUCAUGCUGCUUCUUUAAAGUGUAAGCAGCGUCCUUAAAUGUUAAUUCCUGGGAACCUCAGAGACUUGAGCGAAUUGGAAGAAUCUGGCAAGGCCUUCCUUCAUAUGGAGUUUAUAGGAUUUUCUCUGUACCAGAGCCUAUCUUCUGCCAGACUGUUUGCAGCAUUUACUGAAGAUCCUGAGACAUCUCAGCUGUUACCUCUCACUCAGAUAAGCAUUGACUAGCUACAUUUGUCUUUUAUGGUGGGUAAUUUCCUAAUUGUCAGCUAAACACUUUCAGGAUAAAUCCCUACAAAUAGCUGAUAUUUUUUUUUCUAACAUGUCAGCCAAUAAAGUUUCCUUGUAACUGCUUUUCCUUAUAUGCUCCCUCCAUCUGUGAUGUUUGCCUGCUCAAUGUCAGGAGCAAAACAGUGGAUGAACCUUGUCAUUUCCAUUUGAUGAAUGAGAAAUCCAGAGCUGCAUCUGGAGCCAUCUUCCAGGACAAAUUAUGGUUGAGAUCAGCUUUGUAUUCUGUAUACCAGGAGGGAUUGCUAGUGCUUGUGAUGCAGGUCUGGUUUGUCUUCAGGAUGUUAGUUCUAUUUCCUUGUUCAGGUAAACUUCUAUACCUGUCCUGGUAAGUUUCCUCCUGGCCAAAAUGAGACAGGAUUUGCCAACAGUGAUCUUUGCAGCUGUGUUAUUUAAAGAUCACUUGCUUCUCACACAGAAUCCUAAAAUGCCAUUACUUUUGUUGCAAGCUCUGAUCAUGUGCAAAAAUUGUAACAAUCUCCACUGCGUUACAUGUGGUGAGAGCUUGGGACAAAAAUCACAAUUCUCAGUUCUGCCCACACACUUUCUUAAGACUAGAACAUACUACUGAGAGAUUUUUCUUGUUGAAAGGGAAAACAGGGCUGAGUAGGUCUCUUUUUAGGGUUUUUCUUCUGCUGUGCCUCUCAGCAUGCCUUAAAUUAUUCUGUUUUUUUUUUUUU